AGUCGUGAGACCGCGUGGUAACAGGAAGGUAUGUGGUGUUGUACUGAGUGACAGCUGGAUAACUUAACGUGGGAUCCUGUUAUCAGCAGACGAAAGUACGUAAGCACGCAUGGGCGAUAUACUGUAACCUUAAGCAACCUCCGACAUUGCAAAAAUGGAAAUCGGUGUCCGGAUCGUCGGGUUCCUCCAGAAGAUUAUACAAUGGCUGACCCUACCUUUCUACUUCAUGUGGUCACUGCAAAGCGUAAAGACACUGCCACCAAUUAAAGAUCCCAUUUUGUUGCAGAGCGCCUCAACAUUAGCCAAGAAAAUCAGAAAAGGCCAACUGAGCAGUGAGGAUGUUGUACGAGCAUACAUCGCAAGAAUAAAAGAAGUGAAUCCUUACCUCAAUGCUGUUGUGGAAGACCGCUAUGCAGAUGCCCUCCGAGAAGCUCAAGAAGUUGACAGACUUACAGCUUCACACUGUAAAACAGAGCAAGAAAUUGAAAAAGAAACACCAUUACUUGGAGUCCCAUUCACUGUGAAGGAGAGCUGUGGUGUCAGAGGAAUGAGCCAAUGUGUAGGUUCCUUGCCAAGGCGUGGAAUCAAGGCUGAUAAAGAUGGAGAGGCAGUGAAACUAAUUAGAAAAGCUGGUGCUAUUCCUUUGUUGGUAUCAAACACUCCAGAAUUAUGUCUCAGCCUGGAAACGACUAAUCUGGUCACUGGAAGGACACUGAAUCCUUAUAAUCCCUUGAGAACCUCGGGAGGUUCUUCAGGUGGUGAGGCUGCAUUAAUAGGUGCAGGUGCAUCAGUGAUUGGUGUAGCUUCUGAUGUGGCUGGUUCUAUCCGUGUACCAGCAAUGUACAAUGGUAUCUUCGGUCACAAACCAACUCCAGGUUAUGUGUCUAUUGAUGGCCACUUCCCAUAUGCAACAGAUAUAGACUUCCAGAAGUAUCUUGUGGUAGGGCCAAUUGCUCGAUAUGCCAAAGAUCUUAAACCCAUGAUGUCUGUUAUGGCAGGAGAUAAGGCUUCCAGACUUAAAUUAUAUGAGAAGGUGGAUCUUCAUAAUUUGAAGGUGUUUUAUAUGACUGAAGCAGGAAAAUCUCUGGCCUUGUUGCCUGUAGAACAAGACAUCAAAGAUGCCAUCCACACAGUCACAAAACACCUUAAUAGAAAGUAUGGUAUGCCAGCAACAGGGGGAAAUUUCAAAGAAAUGGAAGUUUCCGCAGAAACAAGCAUUUCAGUCUUUUUUGGAUUGCAAGGAAUACCAAAUGCAUUAGAAGAUUCUGAGAACCCCAAGGGGUCACAUAGCUUGUUCCUGGAAAUACUGAAGGCAUUAAUUGGUGCAUCAAAGUACUCAUUUUCCCUCUUAAUGUUUUAUGUGCUGCAAGUCACAAAUGUAUUCAUUCCAAAGUGGAAGUACAAAUAUUAUUAUGAUCAGAAUGAAGCUCUAAAGAAAAAAUUUACAGAUAUUCUUGGUGACAAUGGCAUAUUCUUAUACCCAACACAUCCUACUGCUGCCUAUUACCAUAAUGAAAUGUUCACAAAAACUGCUGGAAUCAUGUAUGCAAUGAUAUUUAAUGUAUUGGGAUUACCAUCAACACAUGUUCCUCUUGGAUUCAAUAAGGAAGGCAUGCCUAUAGGUAUUCAGAUAGUAGCAGCCCCCAGUCAAGAUAGGCUAUGUCUUGCAGUUGCAGAAGCUCUGGAGAAAGAUCUGGGUGGCUGGAUACCUCCCACAGCACAGCCCUCUGGAAAAUACAACUAAGUGAAUGAAACAAAAUGACUGUAAUUUGACUGCAUUUAGUUAUACACAAAGUUAAUGCAUACAAUGGGCUUUGCUUUUCAUGUAGAGAGAGCAUAUGUUUGAUAUGUGACAUAGGGAAGUGAUAAAAGUUGUGACUUUGUGUACGCUUUCACAAAGUAGCAGACAUUAUUAAUUUAUGUUACAAUUAUGGCUGUGGUUGCAAAUAAACUUGAAAGUGUUUAUUUUGUUUAAAAUUUAUCUCUAAUCCAUAGGCUAAUUUAAAUAGAUUUUGUGGCCUAAUCUUCAGUGAAGGACAUACGGAACAUUUCCAAAGAAGAUAAAAUAUGAUACACUUCUGAAAAACAUUAACACUGAAGACAUAAGGCUGUUGAAAAUACAUACAUCCUUCCCAUUUAGAAACCCAAAUCAAGAACGUAUUAAAAAUUUAAAUCCUCUUGUUUAAAUAUACUAUUCAAUACUGGGUACUGUACCACUUAGAUAUUACAUUAUCAAUUUCAACAUGAAUGUAAAUUGCAGAAUAAAUAUAAUUAUUAUAAAAGGUU
Messenger RNA from Cryptotermes secundus, 2286 nucleotides. Its product is annotated as fatty-acid amide hydrolase 2-A. The record is from RefSeq and is a predicted model, not a curated record. Bases 155 to 1744 code for a protein of 529 amino acids. NCBI's taxonomy places the organism in Eukaryota, Metazoa, Arthropoda, Insecta, Blattodea, Kalotermitidae. The transcript has 11 exons.